AUGGCCACUACAAGAGAACUGCUUGGCUGCGGGAUGCAGUCUUCACAAGUUGGCAUACUGCCACACGAGCUUCAAGAUCGGAUCGAAUCUUGUGUUCCUGUCCUGAAUCAUGUCGAUGAAGAUGAUGGAAAUUGGAACACGAAUCGAAAACUACCCACCAAAGUACCAUCGUUUCCCACGCCGUUAGGAGAUCCGACCAUUCCGCCAGCGACAGGUACACCUUUUCUCACAAAGCUUCCACCGGAGAUCAGACGCACCAUCUUCCUGGAAUAUCUGCUUCCGGACAAGUCAAAGAACAUUGUCCCAACGAAGUACGCGAGGAGCCAGGACUUUGCUGAGACGCACCGUUUGUACCUAGAGAGAAGUCGACGGCGGAUGAGAAACGAUGCGCAGCGCGCACACCAGGCCGUGCUUCAACGUCCUGGACAUUGGGCUUCACUCCUCGGGACACCUCUACCGCCUUUGCUUACAGGAAACGCCCCCAACCUUGGGCCAGCAGUGCCAAACGUUUCACUAAAUCCAGCCUUCGGCGUUGCUCCUCCACUCACUGCCAAUCCACUGAACGGAUGGACAGUAAGCCCACAGAAUGCUCAAUCAAUUCCUCCUACCCAUUCGGCGACUCUCCAUAACUCCCCUUCUCCGCCAGUCCCGAAUCCAGCUGCUCCAGUUUUCAACCCUCAUGCGACGACUUUAUCCACUACACAUCCUCAAACUCUGAAUCUGGCUGCCCUGCCGUCUAACCCAACUCCAGCCGGUCCUUUUACAGCCACCGCGGGAAUCGCAUAUCAGGGUAGUCCGUUCAAUGCUUCCAUUGCUGUCUCUAUCAACUCUCAACUACCACAGCAUCAUGCACCGGCUUUUCACAACUUUGUUGCAAUGCCGACGGGCCAGAUCAUCCACCAGGCAGCACACACUCCACCGAUAUCCGUUCCACAGGUCCGACGACAAAACCACCAAAACCUCGAUCUCACAGCCAGCAGUGGUGAGACGAAAAAGGAUGUUCAGAGUGCAAUCAUUGCCUCCAAAAAGAUGGAUUCACACGACGCAACACCUACGAACGCGAUUCUCACACUUCUGACCACUAAUGUCAAGCUGUGUCUUGAAGUUUCGACCAUCCUUUUCGAAGAGUACACUUUUGAAGUGCACAUACACCCCAACGGCGUGGAUCUGCUCCAUUUUGAUCGCAUCCCGACACUUGAAACCUGUGGCCAAGAGAUUGAGAACGCAAUGGCGGUAUUUGAAAGCAAGGGCCAUUUCUGCUUCAAUCGUAUGAAGCACGUUGAAUUCGUCUUCUUCGCCGGCCGCCCCGAUGACCGACUAGCAGGCCUCCGUAUGCGUGAGUCUUUGCGCAGACUCAUCCAUCUCUUGAAAAAGGAUAAAGACGAAAACGAGAAAAACCGUGUCACGAGCAUCAAAGUUCGAUUUGACUACGAGCAGGCCCGUGAAUGGGAGAAGUUCAGCUUAGCGAACUCCAUCACCGAUAGGACUGGUAAUUUCUGGCUUGCGGUAGCGAAGAAAGCCGACGCUGCGUCCAGCUUGACUGAACUUUCAACCAUGUAUGAGCCUCGCGAAAGCAUUAUGCACAAGGUCUACAACGUUCAGCUCGUCUCUGCACCUCUGAAGGCACUUCGACAUGUCCACAACGUCGAGAUUGAGUUUCCGCCAGAGAUUAGCCACAACCCAGAACUAAUCGCAUACGCCUUGGAAGUUAAAGCUCUUGCUCAGAGCCGAGACUUCACCAAAGAGGCUCAAGAGGAGCUUAUGCGUGAAGAGAUGAUCAUGGAUGCUCGGAGGGACAAGGAGCUUGCGAACGCCGGGGCCGGAGGAUACUACAAACCAGUUCAACCUGAGUUUGGUGAUCAAUUUGUGACAGACGACAGUACGGAGGCUUCGCCUUUGAUGAUGAAAGAGGACGAGAUUGAGGAGCCUGGCCUGGUGCAGCCGUUCGGUCCUUCUGGCAACACAUUGCUGCCUGCCAAUCAUGGUGAAGUCUGUGAUGUAGUGAUUGAUGAGAUUGAAGUUGGAGAGCCUGCUUUAGGCCAUGCAUUUGACUCAGACGCAAAGGACGGGAAAGGAUGUCAAGAUCCAGCUCGGAUUCUUGCGCGACGACGUCAUCAAUGA
Molecule: messenger RNA, 2121 nt
Organism: Verruconis gallopava
Lineage: Eukaryota; Fungi; Ascomycota; Dothideomycetes; Venturiales; Sympoventuriaceae
Exons: 1
Coding region: 1-2121 (706 amino acids)
Source: RefSeq, a predicted model, not a curated record